AUGGCAGAUUCGGACGAAGAAUACGUUGCAGAAUUCGAUUCCGAAGACCACGAUGACGAUCUUGGUGAAGACGACGAGGACGAUGAACCAGACACCCGCAACGUGAUCCCCGGAAAGUCCAGUCGCCGUCGCGGCAAGCGGAAAAAACAACGCGAGGGACAUGAGUUACUGAGAGACACAACUCCUCUUCAACGUGGAAUCAUACGGCAUCUGAUUUUGGUCUUGGAUCUAUCGAUCGCCAUGACGGAAAAGGACCUUCGACCCACGCGCUACCUUCUUACCCUUCGUUUCGCUCAGGAAUUUGUUCUUGAAUAUUUUGAACAGAACCCGAUCUCCCAGCUCGGAAUAAUAGGCAUGAGGGAUGGCUUAGCAGUUAAGAUAAGUGAUAUGAGUGGGAAUCCUACCGAGCACAUCCUAGCGCUCCAAGCUCUGAGAGCAAAAGACCCAAACGGCCUCCCAAGUUUGCAAAAUGCCCUUGAAAUGGCUCGCGGGACACUCUUUCAUACACCAAGCCAUGGGACCCGCGAAGUCCUGAUAUUAUUCGGCGCUCUCCUUUCAUCUGACCCAGGCGACAUUCACCAAACCGUCUCAUCCCUCAUUUCCGAUAAAAUACGCGUCGGGGUCGUUGGCCUCGCAGCUGAAGUAGCCAUAUGCCGGGAGAUAUGCGCCAAAACUAAUGCCGGCGACGAUAGUGGCUAUGGCGUAGCGCUCAACGAGCAGCAUUUUCGGGAGCUAAUGAUGGAAACCACAACCCCGCCUGUUACCUAUUCCAAGAAGCAGGCCGCAAAUUCCCUUCUGAUGAUGGGAUUCCCCUCCCGCACCGUGGAACCCGCUCCAUCUAUGUGUGCUUGCCAUUCAAUGCCGUCCCGGGGUGGCUAUCUUUGUUCCAGAUGCGGAAGCAAAGUCUGCACCUUGCCUGCGGAAUGUCCAGCAUGUGGACUGACACUGAUUCUUUCCACGCAUUUGGCUCGUUCGUACCACCACCUAUUCCCCUUGAUUAACUGGAUCGAGGUUCCUUGGAAGAAAGCCUCGACUAGUGCGAAUUGCUUUGCCUGUGGUAACCCUUUCCCCGCGGUGCCACCCCGUGCCCAAUGGGAAGCGCGUGAGAACAUGGCCAAGGGAAUGUCGUUCAGCAAGCGCUGCAUUUAUCUGGCGUCUGGGAAUCUGGAGGGCACAUUCGCUGUCGCACGUUCUUCAUAUAAACUGCAACAGGAGGUGUGGAUGCAAACAGUGCAAACAUAG
Molecule: messenger RNA, 1242 nt
Organism: Uncinocarpus reesii 1704
Lineage: Eukaryota; Fungi; Ascomycota; Eurotiomycetes; Onygenales; Onygenaceae
Product: suppressor of stem-loop protein 1
Exons: 4
Coding region: 1-1242 (413 amino acids)
Biological process (GO): nucleotide-excision repair; DNA-templated transcription; regulation of transcription by RNA polymerase II
Cellular component (GO): transcription factor TFIIH holo complex; transcription factor TFIIH core complex
Source: RefSeq, a predicted model, not a curated record